Molecule: messenger RNA, 4545 nt
Organism: Coregonus clupeaformis (lake whitefish)
Lineage: Eukaryota; Metazoa; Chordata; Actinopteri; Salmoniformes; Salmonidae
Exons: 3
Coding region: 337-4545 (1402 amino acids)
Source: RefSeq, a predicted model, not a curated record
CAGUUUUUGUUCCCACUUCUCUCAUCCUGCUAUCCGUCAGCCCAGGGAAUGUGACUGAGUGGGGAAUGUUUGUUGCAACCAGGAGUGUGCCUCUUAAAAUAAUUCCACUGUGAUGUUUUGACUGGGAAUGUUGGCUGUGGACGAGGAGGAUGCCCUCUCUGGCGGUGACGGGGGAGUGAGUGUGUGUGGCACGAGGAGGGGGUGAUCAAUAACAUUCUCUUUUUAAAACAAGUUGCCCAGUUGGCGUGGUCAUCAUCAGACCAUACCCUAAAAGCAAGGACCUUCAUCCAGACGCACUGACCAGCGGAGUUAGUCCCUGGUUUCAAACCUCUUGUGAUGCAGUUCUGGGCUGGGAGUCAGGGGCAACCACCCAUGUAUGCUAAAUUUGGGACUGUUCCUGGACAAAACUUUGCACAUGUAUAUCAGGACAAGCACCAGGCAGCAGAUUUUCAACCAUACCAGGGCAGGGAGCCCAGUUGUUGGACAGUACCAGGUUCUAGGACCGGAGGGGUCCUACAGGACUAUUCCAACUGGACUGAUCAAGGUCUAUCGCCCUCUGGCCCUCAUUUCCCCUUUGCUCUAGACAGCCAGCCCCGACAGCUCCAGGGCUCAAGGGACUAUCAGGCUCAAGAGAAGAGAGAGAGGGAAUGGUUGGUGGGAGAGGCUCAUAGAGCAGCAGCUAGGGAGAGGGAAAGGGAGUGUGAGAGAAGGAUGCAGAGGGAGGGGUGGCAGAGGAGGUGGGAGCCCUGUAGUCCUGUCCGCUACAGGAGGGAGCCAGCCAAGAGAAGUCUGAGCGACAGUAGCUAUCGGGAGCUGGAGGCCUGGGCAGCCCGCUACAGCCACUCACUCCCCAGGAAGAGACGCCUGGAGGCAGGGCUGUGGGGGGGGGCCCAGGGGGUGCCGGAGAGUGAGAGAAUCCUGGAGAGAGAGUCAUGGGGCAACAGAGGUGGAGCAGAACCCAUAGCAUGUGCAAUGCAUCCAGCGGGACAGUGGGAGAGGAGGGACACACAGCAAACUAUGCGCCACCGCUUGUCUGAGCCGGUCAUUCCUUAUACAACAUGCCCAUCAGACACCAAGGAGAAUGAGACAAGCUACCAGAAGAGGGUGUUAAGUCAACCUCCAGGCUACAUUCCACCUCCGCCUUAUAAUGCCCCACAUAACAUUUCACCAGUAAUGCAACAUGCUGAGAAACAUACCACUAAAGAAGCGAUGGCUUCUGUGUAUGCAGGGUGGGAUCCAAGAGCUAGCAGACACAAAUACUGCACACUGCCUACUCCGAGGAAGCAAGACUACUCUGUACUAGACUUUCAUAGGGAAAGAGGAGGGGGAGAUGAGUUUAUGAAAGAGGAGUGGAAGCAGAGGACCUGGUCUGAUCCUGGAGGGCAUAGGCAGCAAGGACAUGUUGUAGUUGGUCAAUGGACAGGCUUUCCAGCCCAUCCACAGAACAUGCCAAUCCAGUCUGAAAGCCUCUCACCUCUGCUGCAGUCCCCACAACAGCCUCAGAUGGCCAACCUCAGUGAGACGGCCUACCACAGUGCCAACACAGAAAGGAAAGUCAGCCUAAAGAAAAGGAGAGGAGGGGAGACCAUAUUUUGCUUGGUGUCUCGCAUGGGUGAAGUGGCAGGGUUGUCAAGUUCUCCUGAAGAACCACUAAAAACCCUUUCCCUGCCACUCUUCACCACCUCACCUCUGACAACUGUGUCAAACAGUGAGUUAAGCAGGGUAUCUAGCGACCUAGAGGAGUGUGGUGCCAGUAACGAAUCGCAUAAGCUUGCAGAUGAAGUUGAUUCAGGUGUGCCAUCACUCCAGCAUGAUUCCAGUGCUUCAGCCCAAACCUCUGUCUCCAUCAGAGACAGGAAUCUCAAACCUAAACUGAAGGGGGCGCUAGACUGGAUGGGAAGUGAGCAAGUAGCAGCCCACAGGGAUGAGCUUCUCAGGGCCAUUCAGAGCAGACCAAGGCUUCAAGGAGAGGAAAGAGACCUCCAAAGCCUACCCAGUACAACAGACAGUGAAGUUGCCUUGACAGAAGGCACCCAGGUUAAUGCUUCAUCCCCUGUAUCCAGGAGAAAAGGGAUGCAAGCACUGGCUCCUGUGUCAGUCAAGUAUCCCUUAUGGAGGGAGCCUAGUUACAUGGGCCGAGUCAAGAGUGACUAUCCCUCACCUAACUAUUUGAAGGGUACCUGGGAGGAGGGCGAACCAGGUAAGAAUCUGAAUGAUGAUCGUACAGAAAAUUGCCCUGAUGCUUGCAAUCAUCCUCUUGAUGUUGAAGUGAGGCGAUUGGAGCUCAAGAGAGACACAGAGUCUGAUGGUAGCAGUGGUCUUCUGGUCAUCAACGCAACUUGUGUUGUAGUCAGAGUGGAGUUCAUUUUCCCUCCUAAAAAAGAACAUGUCCAGUAUUUGUGCUUACCAACUCCUAGUGACCCACCUGUGCCUGAUCUAGACCCGAGCUCCGCUAUCCCAAUAGAUAACCAAGUCAAGGAGGAUACUACACCUGAUCAGGGCAUUGAUAUAUCAGCCCAGAUCUGCCCCCUGUUAGAUAGUGAAGAGCCUGUGAGUGAUUUCAAACCCUCUGACACAACUGUCACUGAAAAAGACUUGCCUCAGCAGAUAGAGGAGACAAGCCAACUCCCUGAAUCGCUCUUGCCCUCACCUUCGAUCCCUGACAAUGAGACCUGGGAGGAGCGUGCUGAGAGGAUUUUGGGGAUCCCUUUUCUGAACUCUAGCGUUCAGGAUAAAACAGAAAAGGAUGAGAUGCCACAGCCACCAAAAGAUGAGAACAAUGACGCCUUUGAGUGCCUUCCUGAGCCAGUGUCAGAGGCAUCGCCUGAGAUUGGUCUAACUGAAGAUGAUAUUUCUGCUACAGACACUACUGUCACUUUAGAUGACCAGUCUGCACCAGAUAUAGUUGCAGAGCCCAAGAUGGAGCUGAGGGAACAAACAUUUGAUGUCUCUGUGGAGAACUCCAGUGACUGUCUGCCUGACGUAAAGGUUAUGUCUUUACGAGAGACAGAUAGCGCAAACGAGCCUCCAUUCGAUCCCUGCCAGGAAGCAGGUCAAUUUGGUCCAUUUGGUGAUGAUGGUUUCCCCCCACCCAUCUCUCAGUGCCUCAACCCACCUCUAAGUUACCCUGAUUCUCCCCCACACUUACCUUUAGAUGCUACCUCCCCCUCUAAUUCAAGACCCCCCUCUUCCUCUCAUCACUUGUUGACUUUACCCUUCCAGUUCAUUUCAUUAUCUCUCCCCCCUGAGUUUAACACAGAUCCCCUGUCUCUCCCUGAAGAUCCACUCUCUCCCUCAGCUAUAAGCUUACCCCGUCACCCUGAUUUCCCUCCUACUCAACUCUCAGACUCCAUUUCCCUGUCCCGAUUCCCAUCUCCCCCUCCCUCUCCCCCAGUCUCGCUCUUCCCCUCCAGUUCUCCCCCUCUAUCUCCCUCGGUCCCACUCUCCCCCUCCAGUUCUCCCCCUCUAUUUCCCUCGGUCCCACUCUCCCCCUCCAGAUCUCCUCCCCCUCCAGACCCCUCCUCUAGACCCUGGAGCCUAGAGAUACUGGCCGAGGCCUUUACCCCUGUCCUGUCCGCAUCCACCACACCCACCACACGUAUAGAGGAGCCCCAAUACCCCAAGUCCCUCUGGGAUGCAGUGAAAUGCAUCCGGAAGCACACAGCCCCUGACUCAGAAAAUGAGGAGGAGGGAGGUGAGCUGUGGGAUCCAGAGAGUGCUGGUGAGGAUGGUGCUGCACUAUGCAAAGAAUUUGAUUUGAGCAUUGGGGAGAUGUUGUUCCAGAGUAGUAAUAGCCUGAGACAGGGGAUCAUUUUCAGCACUGGCGGAAGCUCCCUUGAAGUAGCAAAGGACUUAGAGGUGCAAAGGGAUCACAAAGAGGGACACAUUUUGGUUACGUCAACACAGGAUGAAAAACGCUGUGAGAAAGAGCCCAGCGGGCUGGCUGAAGAUGACACGCUCUCCUGCAGCAGCACAGACAGCCACGGCUCAGGGGACACGGUCAUCAUGGGGGCUGAGGGAGAGUCUGACUCUGAGACAGAGACUGAGGAGGAGACAGAUUGUGAAUCUGAGAUAAUCAGUGAGGAGGAGCCUGACACCAACGUGGAGCACUGUGUUGCUGAGGGAGAGGAAUGGAGCUGCACUGUAGGCCUAAAGAGAUAUGUUGUAGUGGAGGGGGAGGGAGAUGAUGAGAGAGACAGGGAGGUGAGGGACACAGCUGAGCCUUGUCAAAACAAGGGGUAUCUGUCUGAGACACAGGUGACAACACUGCAAAUUGAGGAAAGGCAUAUGGUAGAGAGUCAGAACGCUGGGGAAGGGAGAAACUCUGAGGGGGAGGAGAGCAGAGGUUUGGUCAACAUAACCACAUCUGAAAAGUUAUCUGGUGGGGCUAUGGGUGACAAGGGUCAGUAUGGAUGCAUGACAGUAGAGGGGAUAGAGGAAAGUGAUAAUGGGCAACACCAUAACAAUGGUGAAACAGUUUAUAGUGCACAAUGCACUGAGGUGGUGGAAAGUGUUGAGGAGAUGUGUAGCAGCAAUGUGGCAUAA